CAAAAUAGGAUUGUGUAAUUUUAUUGUUCAACGUUUCACCGAACAUCCUAUAUAAACAAUUAAAUUCAUCUAUGCGAAACUCUAAUUUCUCAGAUCCUACAAAUCAGAAUACAAAAAACACCCAUCCACAAAAAAACAUGUUCAAAUCCAUUCUGGUAUUCCUCACUUUGAUUUCACUUUGCCCAGUUCAUUGUCGGAAGCCCCACGUCAUCAACUUCCGCUGGCCGGAUCUCUACCCGGCCUCCUUCGCGUGGGACCAAAAGUCGGAGCACUUCGUUGUGGGGUCCCUCCGGCAGAAACAGCUCAUCUCAAUAUCUGACGCCGGCGUUGCAGCUCCCCUUCUCUCCGACGAAUCCCUCCCUGAAAACACCUCUUUCUUUGGCCUCGCCUUAGACCGCUACCACCACCGCCUCCUCGCAGUCGUUCACCGCCCUUCCACCCCAUCCUUCAGCGCUCUUGCCUCCUACCACCUCACCUCCUUCAAUCAACUCUUCCUCGCCCCGCUCCCAAACACCACCGUUCCAAAUGACGUCGCAGUCGAUUUCUCCGGGAACGCUUACGUCACCGAUGCAGCCAAUGGCGUCGUCUUCAAAGUCAACAUCGACGGCGACGCCUCGAUUCUGACAAGAUCUCAGACCUAUCGCAAUUCCGGGUUAAACGGCGUCGUUUACAACUCCAAGGGUUAUCUACUAGUAGUGCAGCCAAACACAGGCAAAUUAUACAAAGUCAACGUCGAUGACGGGACGGCGAGGACCGUUAUUCUGAACAAAGACUUAACGGCCGUCGAAGGAAUCGCCGUUAGAAGUGACGGAACUCUUGUGGCGGUAUCAAAGCAUAAACUCUACUUUAUCAAAAGCCACGACAGUUGGAGCGAGGGAGUAGUGUUUGACGAAACUGCCCUUGACGAGGAGUGGCCAGCCAGUGCCGUGACAGUGGGGGCUGAGGACAGGGUAUACGUGUUAUAUGGGCAUGUAAAGGAGGGCAUAAUGGGGAAUUCAGAGAGAGCGGAUUUUACUAUUGUAGAAGUGGAAUCAGAAAAGGAGAGUAAAGAAGAGAAUGUUUGGAUAUUUGUUUUAUUUGGUUUGGGAUUUGCUUAUUUCUUGUUUUGGAGAUUUCAGAUGAGGCAGCUCGUGCAGAAUAUGGACAAGAAAACUGCAUGAAAAUUUCCUUUUUCUUUUUGGGUAUUUUAAAGAUUUUUUUUUUUUUUUUUUUUCAUGAGAUUUUAAUUAUAGAAAUCGCUUAUUGAUAUGAUGGCGAAACCAUGUUGAAUAUUUCGUGCUAAUAAUAUUCUCUUUUUAAUGCUUA
Messenger RNA from Olea europaea var. sylvestris, 1305 nucleotides. RefSeq lists its product as uncharacterized. The coding region runs from base 72 to 1160 and encodes 362 amino acids. The transcript has a single exon. Gene Ontology annotation, cellular component: endoplasmic reticulum. The record is from RefSeq and is a predicted model, not a curated record. NCBI's taxonomy places the organism in Eukaryota, Viridiplantae, Streptophyta, Magnoliopsida, Lamiales, Oleaceae.